Girardinichthys multiradiatus is the source of this 1880-nucleotide messenger RNA. RefSeq names its product E3 ubiquitin-protein ligase znrf2-like. Bases 471 to 1049 code for a protein of 192 amino acids. The transcript has 4 exons. Lineage: Eukaryota; Metazoa; Chordata; Actinopteri; Cyprinodontiformes; Goodeidae. The record is from RefSeq and is a predicted model, not a curated record.
GCGCCCCACCAGAGGAGGAGGAGGGCAAUCCCUGCUUUUAUUUUUUCUUGCUGACGGCCGUAGUUAAGCUCAAAAACAAACUUGGACCAGAAGAGCUUAACGCAAACAUUUGGGUUUCAGUGUUCGGCUGCAGAGGAGAGAGUGGAAGAGUGGAACUAAGAAGAGUUUUUUCCUCUUCAUUUCUUCUUUGUUAGAAAAAAAGGGGAAGGGCUCCGUUAAGGGGAAAAACAGAACAAUUGAAUAUCAACUUUGUGCGCUGAGAGUGCGCACUUUACGCACAGAGCGCACCGUAAAACUCUUGAGAUGUUGGAUCAUCUCGACGGUCUCGCCCUGCUUCAGCGUGUCUUUAUUUCCUUUGUUAGUGUCAGCUCUUCGGAACUCACCGUGAACAUGUGUCGUGGCUGAAAAAAGCCAAACUUUCCAGCGCAAAAACAACAACAAUAAAACCUUAAAGCCUGUACGGGUACAGCAUGGGGGCCAAGCAGAGCAGCCCCGUGUUUGACGGCAGAACUCGGGCUUAUUCCAGCUCAGAUCUCCAGUCUGGGAACUCCGCCGCGGCGGACGGAAUCGCGGGGUUUAGGUAUACAAACGGGCCCGAUGGCCCGCUGAUCCGGUACACGGGUGGAGGGCCAACUAACUCCGGGCUGAGGAUUCCGACCGGCAGAAGGUCAGGGUCACACAGUCGGGGUCUGAAUGGCCCAGGUGGUGAUGAGGGCCAGGUCUCCCCAGAGGCGCACAGGCUGUUUAUAGGGUCCUUACCGUCUCACCUGUCCCCUCGCCUGCUGGGAGGGUUCCACUGUCCUGUUUGCUCCAAGUUUAUGGCAGCGGAUGAAAUCGAGAAGCACCUGCUCAUGUGUUUCAGCAAAGCACGCCUUACCUACAACAAGGACAUCCUGUCAAGAGACUCUGGGGAAUGUGCAAUCUGUUUAGAAGAUCUGGAGCAGGGAGACACCAUUGCCAGGCUGCCUUGCCUCUGCAUUUACCACAAAGGGUGCAUAGAUGAGUGGUUUGUGGUGAAUCGCUCCUGUCCAGAGCAUCCUGCCGAGUAGGUGCUUCACUCUGCAGUUCAUCACUGAGGCUGACUAUUCACCCUGACCUUAUCCCAAUGCUGCCUGGUCCAGUUGAGCGUCACGCUUUCCUCAGGGACUGUGGGACAUUAUGACACGCAGGACUGCUUUUAUUGCCUCACUGAACACCGAUGGACCUUGGAUGUGUUUCUCUAUUUGUUGUGAUGUUAAAAGAGCCACUGAUGGAGACAUCUUCUCUCUCCGAUUUCCGCGAAUGCUCCUAUUGCCACCUGUCAGCCUGAAGUGGAUGUGUGCAAACUAGAUUCUGAGCCAGACAGUUAUGUGGAACUGGGUGUGGUUUUGCAGCAGAGGACUUGGUAGAUCCAACAGGAUGGAAGGAGAUUUAGGCUUAGUGACUGCUCCAAGACACUUAGGCAGAAUGUUGAUGUUGUGCAAUAUGAAAAAUAGCCAAAUAGAAUUUAUAAAACAAAGCCUAUAUCCGCUUUGAGGAAAUGAUUGCUGUAUCGAUGCUAGUCGGUAGUUAGAUCGAAUUUUUGUUUUCAAAUUGGCUACCAAUGUCCUUUGUUAAACAAUCAUGUCUGCUAAACCAAAUUGUCUAACAUGAGGUUGUUAAGCUCCAUUAAUCAUGUGGCCAUUUAGUAGCACAGUGAUGUGACUGUGUAAUGUAGUGUUGAAGCUAAAGAAAAGUUCAGACAUAUCUAAUGGUGAUUUAUACUCUCUUAGGAGUGCCAUACUGUGCUGCUAAGUCAUAGACUGGAAAGUUUUCUUUAUCCUUUGAGCCUGUCUGUUGUCUGUCGUUCUUUCUGUUUGUACUGUAAUGAAUUGCACAACAAUAAAUGUUUUUAUCUUUGA